AUGCCUCGGGGUCGUCCUCGUAGAAAUCGGAAGCUUGAAAAUGUUACAUUGCAAAACAAUGGACCUGGAGAUGAUAUUGUUGUCACAGAAGGCUCCGAAACUGAGGCUCGAGCUGAAGAGGCAUGUGAUGCACCAGUAGACACACAAACUGCGGAAGAAGAUGGAGAAGCCAUCGAUUCAGACACUGGGAAUGAUAGGCCGGCGAAAAAGAAACUGACAGAAGGCAAAAUUGACGUUGAUGAAGACUUGGAAAGUGAUGACGUGGAGAGCGGUGAUGAGGAUGCAGUUGAUGAUGGGGAGGACAUAGAUAUCUCUAAUGGCAUGGAAGCUUCUCGAAGCGGACAAGGAGUUGUUUUAAGUACACCUGCAGAAAAAGCUGCUGACACCUGCCGUCUUCCACCCAGGCGUCUCACGCCUGAUGAGUACGCGUUAUUUCCCUUUCUUGGCACUGCAAGUCUGCAAUUACGGGAGGCAUUUCUUGUUGCUAGGAACGCCGCAUGUCUGUUGUGGACAGAGGACCCUACUGUUCAGGUAACUACAGAUCGGUUAAUGGGAUAUCUUGUCUCCUCAAGCGAUGAACGAACCAUUCGUCGUAUGUACGAGGCUGGUUUGACCUCACAGUUGCCCGUCGAUCAUGACAAAGGAUGUGGUUCCUUCCCACCCAACUGGAACCCUUGGGCAACUCCAGUUGCUCGCCAGAAUCUCGAACGGUUGUCCUAUUUGGUUGUCCUUUUCCUUGAGAGAUUCGGCUUCAUAAACUACGGUGCCUUUAAAGUCCUCACUGCGCCUUUGACUCAGGCCGUAAAGUCGAUGGGCGGUGGGGACGGCGAAUCGACGGAGAAAGGCGCAUCGCGUCGGGUCGCUGGAGGCCGUAGCUCCGAGAAAGCCGGAACCACUAACGGAACAGUCCCAAUCAAACUGAUUGUUUGUGGCGCCGGUGCGGCAGGACUAAUCGCCGCUCGGCAGUUGACCUACUUCGGCGCCAUGGUUACCGUUCUCGAAGCCAGAGACCGGGUCGGAGGACGCAUUUGGACUUACAAGAAAGCUGAUCAAUUUGCCGAUCUUGGCGCCAUGAUUAUUACCGGAAUGAAUGGGAAUCCGUCAAGUACCCUAGCACAACAAGGCGGACUCGCAUUGCAGCCAAUUAGCCAGUGGUGUACCCUCUACGCACCGACAGGACGGCCGGUGUCGCGGGAGAAAGACGAACGAAUGGAAGAGGAGUUUAAUCGUCUUCUGGCCACCGCCGCUCACUUGGCCAACAACCAGGUGUCUUCCGACCCGAACGCGGCUAGUCUCUCACUUGGUGGUGUCAUCGACGACCUCAUUAGGUACCAGGAAAACCAUAUUAUUCCCUUGAAGACCACCCACAGGAAAUUGGUGUCUGUUCUUCUGGAGAGAAAGGCAAAGACACUUAACGAGAUGGCUGACGCACGUAAGGUAAUAGAGCAGGCCUACAGUGCUUGGCAGGCCUGUUGUCUGAAGGUGGAUAGCGGCAAACCGGAGGCUGUCGCUCCAUCGCCACCACCACCGCAGCCUCCACAGUCGUCCGCGGGGAGGAAGAAGCGCAAACGCGCCUCGACGGAAAGCGGAGAGACGAGCACCACAGACGAAGCCACCACCGACGCCUCGGCUGGCUCCUCCCCGGCCUCCAAGAAGUGCUGUUCUGCCAGUGUCCAGAAGAGCAGUAAAAGCGCUGUGCCCUUGCCUCAUCUAACCUCUUCGAGUCCUCAAGCCAAAGAAGUUAAUGCAGAUGCUGAGUUUGAAAAGAGGCGCUUACUGUCUGAUCUGCACAGGGCGUGGAAGCUAUUUGAUCCGUUGCAAUUUUCGUUGGCAAAGAUUAAUCGUCAAUUGGAAAUUCUGGCUGAAAAUCCGCCUCGCGACGUUUACCUGACUCCCUCCGAACGGAACUUGGUGGACUGGCAUUUGGCCAAUUUAGAAUUUGCCAAUGCAACGGAACUCAAGAACCUUUCCCUUCUUCACUGGGACCAGGACGACGCGUUUGAGCUGGGCGGACCCCACUGCACGGUGCGGGGUGGAUUUGGCCAGCUGCUUGACGUGUUGACAGGCAACAACACAUCUAACCUUGGCGGCGAUCGAUUGCCUCUUAAGGCCGGUGCUGAAACUUUCUCCUUGGGUAACACGUGUGGGCAACUCGAGCUGCGAUCGUCGGUUAAAGCAAUUAAUGUCAUCGACACGGGUAAGUCCGUGCGUAAGCAUGAACGUGGUGUAUCUACCUACCUACUGAUUUUUGGUAUCAUCGAUGUUGUGAUUCGCUUGUUUGACGCAGGUGUGACGGUGGAAAGUUUGAACACGGCCUUUAGCGAAGACGAAGUUAUCAGCUACUCCGCAGAUGCGGUUCUCUGUACCCUUCCACUUGGCGUUCUCAAAAAAUCCGUUUCAGCGUCGGCUCAGGAAAACGAUAAAGGCCAGACAGAUUUGGCAUCGGUCACCGCCCCGCUUUUCCGGCCGCCCCUCCCUCAAUGGAAGGUUGGCGCCAUUGAACGUCUUGGCUUUGGAAUUCUUAACAAGGUGGUUCUCUUUUUCGACCGCUUCUUCUGGGACCGUUCUCAGCGCUUUUUUGGCUGCGUCCACGAUUCCACGGAGCGCAGGGGUGAGUUGUUCCUCUUCUGGUCGAUCACGGAUAAGCCCUGUUUGAUCGCCCUGGUAGCGGGCAAGGCGGCUAUCACUCUUGAGGAGGAACUAUCAGCGAAAGAGGAGCGUUCCGAUCUGAAAGAUGACAGUAGCUUCCUUAAAUUACCCAUCGUCAGCCGCGCAAUGACCAUUCUGCGUAAAAUUUUCGGGAGAGACUCGUCUACCCCGAUUCCUGAUCCCCUCGAUGCCUACGUGACUCGCUGGAGUGCUGACAUAAAUAGUCGGGGGUCGUACUCCUACGUGGCAGUGGGUGCAACCGGCGACGACUACGACCUUCUAGCUGCUCCGCUGCAGCCUCAUCCACCUGCCCCCGUGUAUAUAACCCCCGAGGGCGACGUGCCUUGCACCACCGUCCCCACCGAUGCCACACAUCCUCCCGAUGGUGGUGUGCCUCGGGUCUUCUUUGCAGGCGAACACACGUGUCGGUACUAUCCCGCCUCUGUUCAUGGAGCCAUGUUCUCGGGGUUGAGGGAAGUUGCUCGCAUCGCUAAUACCUUCUUUCCAGGUGAAACCCCCGUGCGAAAUCAUGGUUUCACGUUGGAUGUCCCGCAUGUCACCCUUGUUGAAUAA
Mesocestoides corti is the source of this 3222-nucleotide messenger RNA. The record is from the annotation of a GenBank genome assembly. NCBI's taxonomy places the organism in Eukaryota, Metazoa, Platyhelminthes, Cestoda, Cyclophyllidea, Mesocestoididae.